Messenger RNA from Gallus gallus (chicken), 3023 nucleotides. RefSeq names its product homeobox C11 (gene HOXC11). Lineage: Eukaryota; Metazoa; Chordata; Aves; Galliformes; Phasianidae. Gene Ontology annotation, biological process: regulation of transcription by RNA polymerase II; anatomical structure development. Bases 307 to 1209 code for a protein of 300 amino acids. The record is from RefSeq and is a predicted model, not a curated record. Gene Ontology annotation, molecular function: RNA polymerase II cis-regulatory region sequence-specific DNA binding; DNA-binding transcription factor activity, RNA polymerase II-specific. The transcript is spliced from 2 exons. Gene Ontology annotation, cellular component: nucleus.
AUAGUUGUGCUGUGAGCGCCUACGAGGGGUGUGCCUUCGGGAAAAUGCAUACAAAUCUGCCAUUGAUUUUCAUAAUGUUUCUGCGGUGUUUGAAAACCAAUCGUUUGAACCUCUGAGAUCUUACCUAAGUGAACCACUCCUACGCAUCUAAGUGCUCCAAACUGAUAUAUGACAAUAUCUACUUUGGAUCACGUGUUCCUCCGGAGCGACUAAGACGGAUCGCGCGUCAUCUCGCCUUCCCAAAUUUUUUCCCCUCCGCACAUCGGAUCCAAAACAUCUAUCUAUAGGAGCGAGAAAAGGAGAAAGAUGUUUAACUCAGUGAAUCUGGGCAACUUCUGCUCCCAGUCGCGUAAAGAGAGGAGCGCUGAGUUUGGAGAGCGGGCGGGUUGCGCUUCCAACCUCUACCUCCCCAGCUGUACCUAUUACGUCCCCGAAUUUUCAACUGUGUCAUCUUUCCUGCCACAGGCCCCCUCUCGCCAAAUCUCCUACCCGUACUCCACCAACCUCUCGCAGCCCGUGCGAGAGGUCUCCUAUGGUCUAGACCCCUCCAGUAAAUGGCACCAUAGAAGCAAUUACGCGUCGUGUUAUUCCGCAGAAGAUCUGAUGCAUAGAGAGUGCAUCCCGCCUUCCACCAUGACCGAAAUGCUAAUGAAAAACGAGAGCGCGUACAGCCACCACCACCCCAGCUCCAACCACCCGGCACCGACGGGAUUCUACGGCGGCAUGAACAAAAACACGGUCCUGCCCCAAGGCUUCGACCGCUUCUUCGAAAACGCGUAUUGCGGGGCGGAAAACCCGACCGAGAGCUGCGGGCAGAAGGGAGAGGGCAAAGGGGAGGCUGAGCCCCAGAGCCACGCGCUGUCAUCCCGCGGAGAGACGGGGAUGGACCCGGAAGACGAAGAGGAGAACACAACUCCCGGCUCUUCAGCCUCGUCCUCCUCUGUCAACAAGGAAGGAAGCAAAAGCAGCAAUUCGAGUGCUCCCCGAACGAGGAAGAAGAGGUGCCCCUAUUCGAAAUUCCAGAUCAGAGAGCUGGAGAGAGAAUUCUUCUUCAAUGUCUAUAUAAACAAAGAAAAGAGGCUCCAGUUGUCUCGGAUGCUGAAUCUCACUGACCGACAAGUUAAAAUCUGGUUUCAGAACAGAAGAAUGAAAGAAAAAAAAUUAAGCAGAGACCGCCUGCAGUAUUUCUCUGGAAAUCCCUUAUUGUGAACAUCUUUGUAAUCCCCUCUGCUGGCGAAGUGUUUCGGGAAGGAACGGCCGCACGCGUGGCUUUGCCCUUUCAGCCGACAAAGCAACCUCAAAGUUUGAGCCUUUUCGUUACUUACAUUUCUAUGUCUGGGACAGUUCAGAGUAACAAAAGGAGUGAAACGUUCUUUCAUUUACCAAACCGCUCAAGGACUCGAAUUCCACGAACAUUUUAUUUAACUUCUUUUUUUUUUCCUUCUUCUUCUUCUUCUUCUUCUUUUUUUUUUUUUUUUUGGCCUGAACGAGAUGGGAUUCCUCCCUUCCACCCCCCCUCUCCCCUCCUCCCCCUUCUUCUUCUUCUUCUUUUAUUUUUUUAAUUAUUAUUAUUGUUAUUAUUAUUCUGAUGGCGAUGAUGAUUGGCCGCCCCCGUCCCUCUGAACGCAUCGCAGCGCUGUGCGGGUGUUGUUGUGACUUCACAACGCGGCUGCGUUAUCCCAGGAGCGGCCAAAAUCUCCCUGUAGGAUCACAUCCCUUCGCCUGGGGGUGAGUGUGAGUGUGUGUGUGUGUGUAUGCGCGUGUGUGUGAAGCGCACCAACGCGUGUGUCCCCGUGUGUGUGUGUGUGUGUGUGUGUGUGUGUGCACAUCGCACCCCCCGCUCCUCUGUGUCCUUCCUCCUCCCCAUGGCCAAGAGCCGGACCCUAAUUUAAAUCCCUGUCUGCAAGCAGAACGAAGAUUCUCACCCCCCCUCCCACCCCCGCCACGCACCCUUUAUAUGUAUAUGAAUACAUAUAUGCAUAUAUACAUGCGACAGUGCCUGUGUGUAUAUAUAUACAUGUAUUCCGUGAGGUUCAUGUUGAGUGGGAGGUGUUGGGGGGGGGGGUUUUGAAACCAAACGAAAAGACGUUUGCAAUAACCGAAACGGUUUGUAAAUAAAUUUCGUAGUGUAUUUUUUUCCCUUUUCUUUUUAUUUCUUUUUUUUUGUCUUUUUUUUUUCUUCCUUUGUCUGAAAAUGGGAGACGAAGAACGACGAGAGAACAACAGAGAAACAAUCCCGAAAUAAUAAUAAUAAAAAAAGAGAUGAUUCUUUGUGUAUGUAAAAGUGAAUCCCCGGAAUCCUCUGUGAAAUUCUGUGGCAAAUAAAGACAUCGCAAGCUGUUCUACAUUAUGAUUUUAUUUGACCAUUUUAUUAGAAUUCCCCCCUUAAAAGCCUCUUUGCGGUCAUUGCGGUGCGGGUUUUUCUUCUGUCGGGGUUUUAAAUACCUGCGAGCAUCUCCGAAAUAUCAUCAUCCAUAUUCAUGGCGCUGCAAUCUGCUCCGAGAGGAGCGGGCUUUGAGGAGACCUCCGCCUCUGAGCCCACGUUUGGCUGCGAAGCGUUCGGCACCGAACCGCGAUGGAUGGGCUUUUCUCUCGGCCCUCAAUUCGGCUCCCGAUGCCUGCCUUUAUUUUCCGGCCUCAGUUCAUCUUUCUUUCUUUCUUUCUUUUUUUUCCUUUUAUUUUUUGCCACAACAACCCCUCACGUUCUCUUUUUGUUCGUUCCUUUUAAUGAAACGAAUGGCACCACGGAGCUGCGUUUCCGAAAGGACACCGCACCUUCUCCCUGCAGAGCGCAAAUGCAAAGUCAAGUCCUUCGAUUCCCGCUUAAGAAAACAAGUUCAAUCCCAUGCACGGGGGCAUCAUCGUCAUUUUUUCUCCCCCCCUCUGUUCUCACAAUGACUUUUCUUUUCUGUCUCGCAGCCGCACAACGUUUUCGAGGACAAAGAAGACGCGGCGCACGAGUUUGGGGUCAAUGCUGCGGUUGGGAGUGUUGGUUUGGAGGGUUUGGGGGGGUCCGGGUCGAU